Molecule: messenger RNA, 891 nt
Organism: Alternaria conjuncta
Lineage: Eukaryota; Fungi; Ascomycota; Dothideomycetes; Pleosporales; Pleosporaceae
Exons: 3
Coding region: 1-891 (296 amino acids)
Biological process (GO): transmembrane transport
Source: RefSeq, a predicted model, not a curated record
AUGGCGUCCAAGAGGGUUACCGUCGGGAAUGGCAACGAUGCAGCACCACUGCCUUUCCGCUAUCAGUUUGCUGCUGGGGCUGUAGCUGGGAUAUCGGAGAUUUUGCAUGGCAAAUUUGUCGAUGGCGAAGGAUACAAUGGCGUUCUGGACUGCUUCCGAAAGAUCAUUCGCAAUGAAGGUGUAUCAAGACUAUAUCGUGGCAUCACUGCGCCUAUACUGAUGGAGGUGCCCAAGCGUGCUAUCAAGUUCUCCGCAAAUGACUCCUUCACGCAGUUCUAUCAACGCCUCUUCUCAGCCCCGAGCCUGACCCAAACUCUCGCCAUCCUCACCGGUGCCAGCGCUGGCGCGACCGAGUCUCUUGUUGUCGUUCCCUUCGAGCUCCUCAAGAUCCGACUUCAAGACAAGACAUCCGCGUCACGCUACAAUGGGCUGCUCGACUGUCUUGUCAAGGUAGUCCGCCAAGAAGGUCCAUUGGCGUUGUACAACGGCUUUGAAGCCACGCUAUGGCGACAUAUCGUAUGGAAUGCCGGGUACUUUGGCUGCAUCUUCCAGGUACGAGCUCAGCUGCCUGCCCCGGCAACCUCGAGCAAUCCAAGAAGGCAGAAGAUGGGGAACGAUCUCAUAGCAGGGUUCGUAGGCGGUGUUGUAGGGACAACGUUCAACACACCACUAGAUGUUGUCAAGAGUCGUAUACAGAGCGUUGCCAAAACGCCUGGUGUAAGACAAAAGUACGCUUGGGCGUGGCCGAGCUUGGGGGUUGUUGCGAGGGAAGAAGGGUUCAGAGCGUUGUACAAGGGCUAUGUGGCGAAGAUCUUAAGGUUUGGACCUGGUGGUGGCGUAUUGUUGGUGGUGUAUUCCGCAGUGUUGGACAUGUUCGCCAAGGUGGCAUAG